AUGGUCAGACACAAGCCAAAAUGGAAGAGUCUCUUUGAUUACCAGAAUAUGAGUGACAGCUACCUCACGCUUACUAAAGUAAAAAAUGACCUGAGAAAAGACAAUGAACUCUUAAAGGAGCACAGUGGCCGGCUGGAUGAACAGAACAAACUUCUCAACAGGACUUCAGCUCAACUCAAGUCCAUGAAUCUCGCUCUGAGUUUGGAAAGCAGUGAGUUAAUGGAGCAAAUUGAGAAUCUGACCUAUACAAACACACAGCUCACACAAGAACACAAACAACUGGUCCAGUACACGUCUGAGCAAGAGGAAAAGAAGCUGAACAUGUCUGAAACCAUCAAACAUCUGGUCAGCUCCAACACGCAGCUGCAGGAGGAGAAACAACGGCUCUCUGAGACAAACAGCCUCCUGAGGGAUGAGCUGCUUCAAGUGAAGGAGAAGAACCAGGAGCUUAUGGAAAUCAAUGACAGGUUUCAAGGAGAAAUUCAAAAUCUGAGCGAAAAGAGUGGAGUUUUUUCGAAGGACGACUAUGAGAAGCUUCAGAGGGAAGUGACACAGCUUCAAGAACAAAACCAGAACCUGAGCACAGUGCUGGUGAAAGGAAGGCAGGAAGCAGCGGAGCAGGAGGGAAACAGGACAAGGGAGAUGGUGCAGAUGAUGGCAGAUGUACAGUCAGUAAAGGAGGCCUACCACGCUUUAGACCUCUACUGCCCUGUGGUCAAUCAGAAGACCAAAGAGCGGAUUUGCAAAAAGUGUCCGGACAGCUGGAGACUGUUAGAAACAAAGUGCUACUACUUCUCCUCUCGCAUGCUUAGCUGGAGCUCCAGCAGAGCCUGGUGCAGGACACAAGGGGGCGACCUGCUCAUCAUUAACAGUGAACAAGAACAGAACUUUAUUUUUGACACCAGCCGGGCACUGGAGCAGUCCAUCACCAGGCUGUGGAUCGGGAUGACUGAUGCAGAGGAAGAGGACGACUGGCGCUGGGUGGAUGGCAGCAAAGUUAACUCAGAUGUGCAGUACUGGCUGAGCAGACCAGGGAUGGCGACUGAGCCUGACGACUGGAAGCUGGAUGACCCUCUAGGAGAAGACUGUGGACACGUAGACACCAGUGAAAAUGCACUUAAGUCCUGGAUGGACGGCUCCUGUAAGAAACCUUACAGAUGGAUCUGUGAAAAGAACAUUUAG
Messenger RNA from Seriola dumerili (greater amberjack), 1182 nucleotides. Its product is annotated as asialoglycoprotein receptor 1-like. The transcript has 4 exons. Lineage: Eukaryota; Metazoa; Chordata; Actinopteri; Carangiformes; Carangidae. The record is from RefSeq and is a predicted model, not a curated record. The coding region runs from base 1 to 1182 and encodes 393 amino acids.